Molecule: messenger RNA, 1344 nt
Organism: Sycon ciliatum
Lineage: Eukaryota; Metazoa; Porifera; Calcarea; Leucosolenida; Sycettidae
Product: aspartate racemase-like
Exons: 4
Coding region: 79-819 (246 amino acids)
Molecular function (GO): amino-acid racemase activity
Source: RefSeq, a predicted model, not a curated record
UGUGGACGUGUGUGUGUACUUUUUAGUUUUUGAGGAGAAAUUGUGUUCCAUCUGUGAACUCUCAGAAAGAAAAUAGACAUGGCCAGUGACUCGAAUGGAGGCUCCGAACAGUUGGUGGCCAUUAUUGGCGGAAUGGGUCCAAUGGCAGGAGUGAAGCUGCAGGAAUUGAUUGUGAAUAGGACCAAAGCCACGCGUGACUGCGACCACGUGUCCGUUCUGGCCUACACCAAUCCCAAAGUUCCUCCCAGGAUUGGUGACUUCGGCCUACAAUGUGUACCAGAAAUUAUUCGCAGUGUGCAGGCAAUGGAACGAGCGGGCGCUACCCAAUUCGCUAUCGCUUGCAACACAGCGCAUAUGUUCCAGGAAGAGAUACUGGCAGAGGUUAAAAUCCCAAUCAUCAGCUUGCUGGAGGAGACAGCGAAGCAUCUAGCGGCUAACUUCGGCAGCUCACCGACCAUAGGCAUUUUAGGAACACUGUCUCUUUUGAAGAGUGGUCUCUACCAGUCAACUAUCUUGGCUGAGUGCCCACAAGCAACCAUCCUGCUUCCUGUCAGUGACGACCAAGCCAGCUUGGACGAACUCAUUCAAGGACCCAAUGGUAUCAAGGCCGGCCACCUUGGCUCUGAGACUCAAGAGCCAGUACGGGGCAUUGCACAAGGACUGAUCACCCGUGGAGCAACUGUCAUAGUUACCGCCUGUACCGAGCUGCCGCUGGUCUUCAACGCCAGUUUGUGCGCUGACUUCCCAGCUCGCAUCCUUGACCCAAUGAUCGUUGUAGCUGAUCACAUCAUACGCAUUAGCGGUGCAGAGGUAGCGUAAUCGCCUCACAGGUUCUCGAGUCCCGUCGAUGCGUUUUAAUUCUACUGAAGCUUUACGUUUUACAUUUGCUAUCGUGCAGUGGUGAAUGUACACUUGCUAUCGUGCAUAGCAGUGGUGAAUGUUCUUGAGCACAAUUACAGAAGUAGGUAUAUGCUGUGUGCUGGUCCUGCAGCAUUCUUUCUUAUCUAGUCUAGUUCAUUGGAAAAAAUCUUCCGUUUUCUCUUUUCAAUUGGCAUUUUCAGUUUAAAAAAAAUUAUUGUAUCUUUCUCAAACUUGUGGGACUUUGUUCCAACUGGCUUGCGUUCACAAUGCAGUGCUUUUGGUUCGAAGGCUUCACAGCAACUAGGCAAUCCGCGCUGUGAGAAAUAAUCACCACCGCUGCCAAUACUACGGCACUUUCGUCACUUUUUAAUGAAAGAAUUGGAUGUUUUGCUCGUCCUUUCAGGCUUUGUGCUGUGACACUGCCAAUUAUGGGUAGUGAUCCUACUCUGAACAUAUCCAGACUGGCUUACCAGUUUCCAACAA